UGAUUUUCUUUUCAUCUCUUGGUUUUGUUGUCAAUAUUUCAGCGUUGUGAGAAUUAAGCUGUGACUUGUAAGGAAAACCAAUAGGAAUAGCUACGUAUACAAAAUUGCGAUGGCAGAAAAAAGAAAAACUAAGAAACGCAAAGAGCGGAAAAAGGAGUUCGGUGAACCCCCCGAAUCUGAAAAGGCGACUAGUGAGGAGUAUGCGGUCGCUAAGUGGCUUAAAGCGAAUGUACCGACGAAGAAAACGAAAUUUUUAAACCACCACGUCGAGUAUUUUACAGGUACAAAGGCAGUAGACGCUCUCCUGACAUCGAAAUGGGCGACAUCCAAAAACCCACUCUUCACAACUCGACUCGAUGUCACGGAAUUCCUUCACCAGAUGUUACUACACAAGUUAUUCCACAGGGCUAAAAAGGUACCAGUGAGUGAACAAGAGUUGAGAGGCAAAUCCAAGAAGAAGGACGUGGAGAAGUCGAGCAAAAGUGGUGAUGAAAAGGAUGGAGACAAGGCAAGCGCUUCAGAAGGCAAAGACAAGGACAAAGAGAAAGAGAAGAAGAAACGAAAGAUACGUCUCGAGAUGCAUUUGGAGCAAGUGUUUUUGGACAGUAUGGACGCGUACGUCUGGAUCUACGACCCAAUGCCCUGGUACUACUGGCUGUUUGGGGCACUCGUUGUCUUUGGAACUAUCGGAAUAUGCAUGUUCCCGCUGUGGCCUGCUACCGUCAGGAAAGGCGUAUACUACUUGAGUAUCGCGGCGGCAGCGUUCCUCGUCCUGAUAAUAGUGCUAGCAGUGCUCAGAGUGGUCGUCUUCUGUUUGGUCUGGGUUUUGACUCUCACGAGACACCAUCUCUGGCUGCUCCCCAAUCUGACUGAGGACGUGGGUUUCUUCGCGUCUUUCUGGCCUUUGUAUAAAUACGAAUACCGCGGCCCCGGUUCCGAGAGUGACAAGAAGAGUAAGAAGAAGAAAAAGAAAGAUAAGCAGUCUGAUGACGAGGAAGAAAAGACUCCAUUGGUGCAAGCAGAGAAGCAAGAGGUUGCACCCGCCACUGAUAAUACGGAUACUGGGGAUUUGAAAGAGGAACCACCGGAAAUCACGGCCACAGAACACGUUGAAAAACAUUCAGAAUCGGACACAGAUAAUAGCCAACGGUCGUCCACAGAUAGGGAUUUCGAGAUCGUCAACUCGGACGACCUUGAACCGGAAGUACGCACUUAGAUUAAAUACUAUUAAUAGCAUAGUUUUUUUUUAUUAUUAUAAUCGUCGGAUUUUAUCGCCAUUUAUUACUAAAAAUCUGGUGAAUUAUUUGAGGCAAUUUAGGAUUUUUUACACUAAACGACAUUUAUUGGUUAAAUUAAUUGAAUUUUUUUUUUUUAAUUUUGCAGUUUUGGUCUUAGGGAGCGUUCAAGUAGUACGUCACGCAAUUUUUGGUUGACCCCCCCCCCCAUGUAACGCACCGUAACGUUUUCUGUAUAAUAGUAAAAAGUUUCGUGACAAUGAGAUUCUUGACCCCCCCCCCCCCAUGUAACGCACCGUAACGUUUUCUGUAUAAUAGUAAAAAGUUUCGUGACAAUGAGAUUCUUGACAACCCCCCCCCCCCCCAUGUAACGCACCGUAACGUUUUCUGUAUAAUAGUAAAAAGUUUCGUGACAAUGAGAUUCUUGACAACCCCCCCCCCAUGUAACGCACCGUAACGUUUUCUGUAUAAUAGUAAAAAGUUUCGUGACAAUGAGAUUCUUGACAA
Messenger RNA from Pieris brassicae (large cabbage white), 1742 nucleotides. It is a transcript of the gene Trp1, whose product is annotated as translocation protein SEC62. Bases 110 to 1216 code for a protein of 368 amino acids. Gene Ontology annotation, biological process: post-translational protein targeting to membrane, translocation. Gene Ontology annotation, cellular component: endoplasmic reticulum; endoplasmic reticulum membrane. Lineage: Eukaryota; Metazoa; Arthropoda; Insecta; Lepidoptera; Pieridae. The record is from RefSeq and is a predicted model, not a curated record. The transcript is spliced from 9 exons.